This is a messenger RNA of Wasmannia auropunctata (little fire ant), 5591 nucleotides long. RefSeq names its product FYVE, RhoGEF and PH domain-containing protein 2-like. Lineage: Eukaryota; Metazoa; Arthropoda; Insecta; Hymenoptera; Formicidae. Bases 723 to 3032 code for a protein of 769 amino acids. Gene Ontology annotation, biological process: filopodium assembly; cytoskeleton organization. Gene Ontology annotation, molecular function: guanyl-nucleotide exchange factor activity; metal ion binding. The record is from RefSeq and is a predicted model, not a curated record. Gene Ontology annotation, cellular component: cytoplasm. The transcript is spliced from 9 exons.
AAACAAUUAAUUUAUCAGAUAUUUUCAAACUUUUUUUUUUUAGUUACUCGCGUUUAAUUUUUAAAAAUGUAUCUGUUUGCUGGCUAUCUUUUAAAUUGCUUUGAGAGAUGGUAAAAUCAGAUUUCUACUCGGAUGCAUUAAUUACUACAUCUUCUUUAGCAACUAGGAAAUGUCAGACUACUGGGAAUGGCCAGAUUUUAAAUUUUAAAUAAUCAGAAUGAAUAAAUAAAUAUUAGAGUAGAUAACAUUUUUUUAUGAAGUUUAUUUUAGAUAUCUAGUCUUUUACCGAAAGUCGAAUCUUACAAAUUAUGGAUUUAUUUUAUUAUUUCGUUUCUUGUACAAAACUUUAAUUUUUGAGAUAGAAAUGGAUGAAAAUGGAUAAUAAUUUUACUGCUUUAAAUAUUAUCAAUUCUAUAUUGCCUCAAGACGAUUUCGUUCUCUGUGCCACGGAGACGAUUUUGCGCCUUGGACUCCUCUGUGCUGUUAUAAAUAUAAAUUUAGAUAAGUCUCUCCACUUCUCUCUAGUCAUGACUAGAAACAGGACGUAAAGUGCAAAGUGGAAAGCCGCGUUCGAGAACAUUUUAAAGUGAAUCCCAGCCUAUUAAUCGUUUGAGGAUAGUCGUGCAUUCAUUCUGCCGGUUCCGACGAUGCCUUGAUAUAAGAUAAUAAUAGUCGUCUGUAUUUACGCCGCAGAUGUAGCAUCAGAAAACGGCGAGUCUAGGAUGCAGCGAAGUCAGCUGAGGGACAUCUCAUCCUGGAUGACGCGUUUAUUCCCGGAGCCUGGAGACGGUAGUAGUCGGAUGACCGAGGGGUUCAAGAUGUUCGGUUCGAAAAACAGCUCGCCCACCAGCACGUUUUACACCGAUCUGGAAAUCACGGAGGACAAGCAGGAGCUUCAGCAGGAGGACGAACAUUCCAAAGCGCCACGUUUGCCGGAGCAGCAGAGCACGACCAGCGAAAAUGGGAACUCGCAAGAUUCGGACACGGCAACGAGUGUUGAGGAGCAACGAUACGUCAGACAUUCCUUCCACAGGAUCGCCAGUUUCGGUGGCUUCCCACGAUUUCAGUCGUUUGUCAUGUCCGCUUCCACGCCCGCUGAAUGCAUCGACAUCACGAGGCACGAGGAGACUUCAACGGAGACGUCCUAUAUUAAAAUGUCGCAUAGUGUCCUAGAGUAUAGAAGUAGCAGGUACGUAGCUUCGGAGAGGAGGUCUCAUCAGUAUACAUUAGAUACCUACGCGGUAAGCGAAUCCGAGAGCGAGGAAGAGUCGGAAGAGACAAGAUCGUCGGAAACAGAUUCCGCCAUAGUGGCUGAUCAUACGGAAGAGUCGAUAUCGGAGCCUAAACUGCUCGCGAAGAAAGGUUCCCCUGAUUUGAAGCGAAAGAAGGCGUUACGUGUGGCGCAAGAGUUACUAGCGACUGAGAAAAAUUAUGUGAACAUUCUACAUCUGAUCGACCAGGUGUUCCAAUUCAGGGUCGAUCAGGAAAACAGAGCGCAUCCGAUGUUCCCUCCAGAGACUGUCCAGCACAUGUUUUCAAAUAUUAAAUCUAUUUAUAAAUUCCACAACGACUUUCUAUUGCCGCAAUUUGAAGAAAGGAUGCAAUGUUGGGAUUCAAAUCCGAAAAUCGGCGAUAUAAUGAAGAACUUUGCGCCAUUUCUCAAAAUGUAUACGGAAUACGUAAAGAAUUUUGACUACGCUAUGAAUUUGAUAAGCACACUGCAAAACAAAGUUCCCAGAUUUGCAGCGAUUGUUAACGAAAUUCAGAAGCUGGAUGAAUGUGCUAAAUUGUCGUUAGCACAUCACAUGUUGAGUCCCAUACAGAGGUUGCCGCGAUACGAGCUACUUCUCAAGGAUUAUUUACGAAAUCUCACCGAAGACAAUCCGGAUUACGAAGACACAAAGAAGGCUUUGGAAUUAGUGUCAACCGCCGCAAAUCAUACAAACGAAGCAAUGAAAAAAAUCGACAAAUUUAAAAAGCUUUUGGAAAUCCAAGAGAGCAUAUAUGAUGCAACUGAUCUAGUCAGUGCGACUCGCGAACUAAUAAAGGAAGGACGUAUAGUGAAAAUCUCAGCGCGUAGUGGGGAUCAUCAGGAGAGACAUUUGUUUUUGUUUAGCGAUUUAUUAUUACUCUGCUCAAUAAGACUGAUACCCGGGCCUAUGUACCGAUUAAGAGCUAAAUUUAUGGUGGAAAAUUUACAAGUAGUCGAAGGAGACAAUCUAGAAACCGCAAAUACUUUUUACGUAAGGGACGAAAAUAAAAGCGUCGAAUUAUAUACACAUGGUGCCGCAGAGAAGGCAGCGUGGCUGGAUGCACUGUUCCAAACGAUGCAGGAGAUUAUGAGACGCAAGGCCAGUCUGAAAACUGGGAAUGUUAAAACUUCUUUGGUUAAAGCUGAUGACGUAACUAGGUGCAUGGUUUGCGAAGUUAGUUUUUCUGUGAUGAAACGAAAGCACAAUUGUCGGGCUUGUGGAAUAGUGGUUUGUAGUAAAUGCUCAAAUCAGAAAUUAUUAUUUGAGGACAAUAAGAAUAUGAGAGUGUGCAGAUUAUGCCAUGCCGCGCUCACCCAACCGCUCACUAAAUCGCCGUCGUCACCGUCUGGACCAGUGCCAAGUUUGCUACAGGUAUCUGCGAGCGCGCCAUCGGUAUUAUCCGGAUACCUGUUACUGAAAACGCAGGCCAGUAAGCCUUGGACAAAGCGAUGGUUCUCGUUGCACGUUGACUUCGUUUUGUAUUCGUUCAAAUCGGAAUCGGAGAGCUUGGCCAUGACAGCGACGCCUAUGCCAGGCUUUAUGGUUACGGAAGGUACAAAAUUACCCGACGAAGACCCCUUGAACACAAAAGAUCGUAUAAGGGCAUUCAAGAUGCAUCAUUCGAGAAAAUAUUACUAUCUUCAAGCGUCUUCUCAAGAGGACAAGGAAAAAUGGAUGCACGCAUUGGAGUUGGCUACGAAGGCCGAACUACCUCAUUUUAUGCAGGUGGAAAACGAAAGCGCACAAGAAGAAAGUCAAUCGAUAAACGAUGUACAAUGAAUAUUCGUACCUUUUUAUCUACCAAACUAGCCAAUUUUAUACUAUUAUACUCGAACGAGAGGACGAUAUGGCAAUGUAAGAUAAUCGUUAGUAGCUAAUUAGCUAUAUUUAAAAUGACGUUAACUUAUGUUAUAUAUAUUAUAUUGUUAUUAGUAUAUACAUUACGAAAGAGAGAAAUCGAGUCAAUAGCGGCCGCUGCCGAAACGCUUGUUGUUUUGUAUAAUGUUCUGUUAUAGUAUAUUUAUAAAUAUAUAUGUCGUUCUAUCACGAUACGCUGUGCUGACCGUAAUAUGCAAUGGAAGUCGAUACGUCGUAAUGCUUGUAAAGAUAUAAUUAACGCGCUUCAGUGAUAGUAUGUUAUUUAAACCUACGCGCGAGAUCGUUUUUAUUAAAAUCGAUUUUGAAGUCGAUUUUUUUAAAUACGCAAUUCUAUAGUUUUAUCAAUAAAUUUAUUCGUCAAUUAAAAAUUUCAUAGCUUUUAAAUACAUCUUAGUAGUUCCUAUCUAGUUACGAACAUAUCGCAAUAAUUAGAAAUUUUAUUGCAUUCACUAGAGGCAGUUUGGCACGAAAGUGCAUUCGGCUGUCUGCUAAUUAUCCUGCACAUGUGCAUUUAUCACGUUUCUUGAAUUGCACAUACAGACUGUCAGCUGCGUACGUGAACACGUGAAAGACAUCAUUGUCAUUUAAAAUAUCCUUUUCGUUUGUUUCGUAGCAGAGUGUAAUUCGAAAGGAUCGUGAUAUUAAUGUCACUUUCACAGUUAAUAGGUCUAAUUUGUUCUUAAAAAUUUAAGAUAAAUUGUGUAAAUUCAUACGUCCAGUUGAUAUAUAUGUGUAAAAAAGAAAAUUAUGACAUAUCUCUUUUUACGUGAUAAAUUUUUUAUAAUCGACCUAUACGUUAUUAGAGCCUAAUACUGAAUGCCAAAGAUUCAAAACUUUUUAUUCUCUACCUCUGUUCUAAAUGGAAUAAAGUUUUGCAGAUAGAAGACUAUUUAGAAUUCGUUGUUUUUUUUACAAAAACACACCUUUUUCAAAUUAUUAAUCCAAAAUGUUGCAACUGGAAAUGAAAAUGAAUGUAGUAGUUAAGAUUCUUUCCUCAACGUAUACGUCUAUAUCUCUGUAUAGAAUGGCUUAAUAUAUUUAUUUUUAUUUUAUGUGAAAACGUAAUCGCGCACAUACAGAAUAGAUGCGAUUGCGAUCAAAGUUUCCUUUGCCAUCAAAGCGCGUUGCUCCGUAAGCUUUAUAACAGAUAUUAUCGAAUCAAUAAUGUUAAUAAAUCUUUCACAUCUUGUCUCAAGAAUUUAAUGAACUAUAUACAUAUACGGAAAAAUAUAUUGAAGUUUGUAACAAUUUAUAACAAUUUGUAUAUUGUAACGACUUAUACCAGUUAUACCAAUGGUUUUAUUUCGAUAAACAUUGAUCAAUUUCAGUUACAAAAAUCUUGUAUAUAAUUUAAGGACUAUAAUCCAAUCUUUAUUUAAAAAUAAAAGGAAGUAUCUACAGAAUACUUAAACAUUUAAUCUAUUUGGCAUCUGUUAACUAUCUUUUUUGCGUUGAAGUUAAGUCAUUUCCCACUCUCGUUUAUUAUAUAACAAAGAGUAACUGAUAUUUUCAUGUCAGAAGAUAAACCAUGAAAAAAAUUCAAUAGCUGCUGAUUGGUAUAAGCUCGUAAAUUUAAAAAAGAUGUAAAAAAGAUGUAAAAAGUGAUCAUGUGUGUCACAAAACAUUUGUUUAGACAAUUUUUUUAUUUUUAAAUGAUACUUGUAUGCCUUACGUUCCUAUUUAUUUUGAAAAAGUAGAAUGCGUCAAUUUUUAUUGAUACUGCAGUCUAAUGAAUAUAUGUAUACACAUUUAUCACUUGAACGUAUCUAAGAGUAAAAUGAACUGAUAAUAUGUAUAUGUUAAUUGUUACGCGACAUAAAUUUCAUUAAUGAGAUAAGAUAAAUAUACAAAAUUGUGUAUAUAUGUUCGUUCCGCUCCAGAGUGUCAACGGAAGUCGUAUUGCACAUUUCUCCCAGUGAAAUUACAAACUUCUGCGUUAUAAUGAAGUGCUUGGUAUUCGCUUUAAUUAUGAUCGCUAUCAACAGCAUAACGGCUGCUCCUAGUUCUGAAGAUUUUGAGAAAGUAUGCUCUCCCUGGCUCGAAUAUUGUCAGGUCACCGACCAAUGCUGUCGUGAUUUAGUAUGCUUGGAAUAUGCGGCUAAAUGUGUUCCUGGGAAAAUUGCAAAUGAUAACAGACCUAUCGGAGAUGGACCAUUCCCUCUAGAGGAUUAAAACGAGGGAGAUUCGAUUUUUACGGAUAUUAUUGCAAGAGUGAAAGUAAGAAUGCUAAAUGCAUAAUACAAUUCGAAUGAUUAUAUUAGAUAUCGCUUUCACGUUACAAGAUAAAUGUUUAAUAUGUAUACAUAUAUGUGUGUAUUAAUGCGCUUAUUUAGUAAACAAUUUGUUUUAUGUUUAUUCAAAUUGUAUAUUUACUAUAGUUACAUAUUGCAUUUUUCUUGGUUGUAACGUUUCAUUUUAUCAGUAAAGUGAAUUUAUUAAAGAUAUGUAAGCGUUAAAAAA